Molecule: messenger RNA, 675 nt
Organism: Spea bombifrons (plains spadefoot toad)
Lineage: Eukaryota; Metazoa; Chordata; Amphibia; Anura; Pelobatidae
Gene: PROK1
Product: prokineticin 1
Exons: 3
Coding region: 63-383 (106 amino acids)
Source: RefSeq, a predicted model, not a curated record
CAAGGUACCAGAGACUGAUCCACUCUAUCCACCCAAGGAUAUUUUUUUUGCCAUAAUUUGCCAUGAAAAUAAUAACUCAAGGAUUUAUUUUGCUGUUGUUGGUAACAUUUUCAAAGUGUGCAGUUAUAACUGGGGCAUGCGAGAGGGACCUGCAGUGUAGCUUUGGUACCUGCUGUGCAAUCAGUUUGUGGCUACGUGGUCUCAGAAUGUGCACCCCAAUGGGGCUAGAAGGAGAUGAAUGCCAUCCAUUCAGCCACAAGGUUCCUUUCUAUGGGAAGCGUCUUCAUCACACAUGCCCCUGUAUGCCCAGCCUUGUAUGUGCCAGAUUUGCAGAUGGCAAAUAUCGAUGUUCAGUAGAUUUCAAGAACAUGGAUUUCCAUUGAACUGUGGUUUGUCUCCUUCAAAUAUCAUGUUCACUCACCUGCAUCCUUCUAAAGGAUUUGAAUUUCUGGAUUGUUUUUGUGUUUAGGCAGGAUGCUAUCUUUAUGCACUUGUAAUAUAGACUUUAAAACUCUGAGAAAUAAAUGUUUAAGAUGCUUGUUUUUUUGUAUAACAAAAUGAACUGAAGAGAGACAAAUGUACUGCAUUUUCAAUUUGCAACUUUUUCAGUUUACAUCUGAUGUUACUACAUAAAAAUCAUACAUUCACAUUGUUUUACAUACAUUAAAGCUUGAU